Messenger RNA from Sphenostylis stenocarpa, 543 nucleotides. NCBI's taxonomy places the organism in Eukaryota, Viridiplantae, Streptophyta, Magnoliopsida, Fabales, Fabaceae. The record is from the annotation of a GenBank genome assembly.
AUGCAUGCAGUUAUCGACAGACAAAAGAAUCAUGGUAUGCACUUUCGUGUACUAGCUAAAGCAUUACGUUUGUCUGGUGGAGAUCAUGUUCACUCCGGUACCGUAGUAGGUAAACUUGAAGGGGAAAGAGAAAUCACUUUAGGUUUUGUUGAUUUACUGCGUGAUGAUUUUAUUGAAAAAGAUCGAAGUCGCGGUAUUUAUUUCACUCAGGAUUGGGUUUCUCUACCAGGUGUUCUGCCUGUUGCUUCGGGAGGUAUUCAUGUUUGGCAUAUGCCUGCUCUGACCGAAAUCUUUGGAGAUGAUUCCGUACUUCAAUUUGGUGGAGGAACUUUAGGACACCCUUGGGGAAAUGCACCAGGUGCUGUAGCUAAUCGAGUAGCUCUUGAAGCAUGUGUGCAGGCUCGAAAUGAAGGACGUGAUCUUGCUCGUGAAGGUAAUGAAAUUAUCCGUGAGGCUAGCAAAUGGAGUGCUGAAUUAGCUGCUGCUUGCGAAGUAUGGAAGGAGAUCAAAUUUGAAUUCCAAGCAAUGGAUACUUUGGAUUAA